AUGCUACGAAAGAAAUUUGAAUAUUUUUCUAAUUUUAUUUUUACCCAUCCAGCAAUUAUUUGUUCUUUUUUAUUUAUUUUUGCCUUUAUUCUUCCAAUUAUUUUGUUGUUUGUUUUCCCUCUUAGAUUAGGGAAUAAUCCGGAAAAGGGAUUCGAAACAGACGGAACAGAAUAUUCCAAAACUCGUUUAACUUGGGCUCGUUUACAGCCUUAUCUCCUUCAAGGCAGCCAAGUUGAAUUUAAUUUAGAAAAUGAACAAAAUUUACAAAAAAGAAUAAAUAAACGUUCAUGGGCUAAUGAUUUAAUUAAUUCUAUGUUUAGUGCUGUUACUUGUUAUGAUGAACCUAUACCUGCAAUGUCUUUUCUCUCACAAUUUGUUAUUGAAAUAGCCGACAAAGACUCAUUAUUCUCCCUAGAAUUUAUUCAACAAUUAUGUUCAUUACAACAAAAAUUAUUUUUUGAAUUAUCCUCUUUUUCGAGUUUUACUUUAUACAAAAAUAUUUGGAGUUGGUCCAAUUUUGUUAAUUGUUUAGCUCCUAAUCAGCGAGAUAAUUGUUCUCAAAUUAAUGAGGAGGAUGUUAAUAGCUUUAAAAAUAUUUUCUUCCAUCACUGCCUCCCUCAUCGCCAAACAAUUUUGGAUUGUGGCCGUAUUUGUGGCCAAAUAAAAUCCUCAAUUUCUGGAAAUAUUUUAAAUACUAGUCAGCGUCAAAAAAGAGAAUUUACUUCUUCAAAUAAUUUAUUUGAAGAAUUUAUUGAAGAAAAAAAUAAAUGUUUUCAACUUGAAAUUUGUUUAAAAAUUCCGAAGGAAUGUAAAGGGCAAAUGUGGUUUGAUUUGUUUUACCGCAUUUUGCCAGAAGAUGUUUACUCUAGACCGUUAUUUCUAAACAAUUUUUUGCCUUUCUAUACCUUUGCUGCAUACCGGUUACAAGGAAUUAGUGUCCCUUUAAAUUUAUUUGUUAAUUUUGAAUUUAAAUUGAAAGAAAUUGCUAAAGAAAAGGAUACUUUAUUUGAAUUAAAAGGUCUCUCCCUCGAUACUAAACGAGAUUUACUUUUGGAAGCAGCUUUAAAUGAUUCUAAACUAACUCUAAUUUCUGCUUCUAUUGUUUUUGCGUUGCUAGCAAUAUAUUCGUUAAGCAUUGUUUUUGCUUUAAUUGUUUCGUUACAACUUGCUAGUUCUGUUUUUAUUUCUUUGGCUAUAUUUAGAUUGUUUAUUUCGUCAGAAAUACCAGAAUUAAAUUUAAUCUCUUUUGUUCUGUUAAUUUCUGUCGGUUCUGAUGGGGCGUUUCUUUUACUUGAUGUUUUUCCUGCCCCAGAAAGGCUUACACCAACAACAUUAAAUAAAGCAUUAAAACAUAUAGCAAAAACAAUGUUUUUAACACAAUUCUCCACAGUUAUUCCGUUUAUGUUAAAUUUAUUAUCGAGUGUUUAUGCCUUUCGUAGUUUUGGUUUAUUUGCUGGAUUAACUUUAAUUUUCAAUUAUUUUUUGCUUGUGACCUUCCUUCCAGCAUUUUUAGUUUUGCAAAGUCGUUGGCUUAAUCCUUGGUUUGUCCGUUGGUGGCCAAGUCGUUGUUGGUAUUGCUUUUCGGGUAUAGGCGGAGGAUAUUCUGGCACUUCUCUUCCUCUUGGAGGGAUUAAACAAAACCAACAGCACCAAAAUACUCGUUGUUCUCCACUCUUAUUUAAAUUCCCAACAAAUUGGCUAGAACGUUAUAGACAUUUUAAUCGUCUCGUUUUGGACGAUAUAUUGCCUUCAGUAUUAAUUCAAGGAAGAUUUGUAUGGCUCGGAUCUUUGUUUAUAUUUUUUGGAAUCAAUAUUUAUUUAAUUUGCACUCAAUUGUCUCUACCUCGUUAUAAUCCACUACAAUUAUUUAGAGCGUCUAAUACUCAUGAAUUUUAUGAUCAGGUGUGGUCUUAA
Molecule: messenger RNA, 1914 nt
Organism: Meloidogyne enterolobii
Lineage: Eukaryota; Metazoa; Nematoda; Chromadorea; Rhabditida; Meloidogynidae
Source: the annotation of a GenBank genome assembly